UCUCUCUGUCUUUUGAAUGUGGUGAAGUCAUAUAUUACAGACGAGGGUGUUUGCUGUAUUUGUGUUGGCCGUCCUGAGUGGUGCACUCUGUACUGUGUAUAAGGAAGAAGAAGCGCGAGAAAGAACACACCUAUUCACCUGAAAGCUACUACACAACGGUCAACAUGUCCAACAAAGGUCCUCAAUUUGGUUUGUCCCGGGAGGUGCAGAACAAGAUUGAUAAGAAGUAUGACCAGGAGCUGGAGGAGAGGUUGGUGGAGUGGAUCAUGGCCCAGUGUGGCUCGGGCGUGGAAAGGCCUGAGCCAGGGAGGACCGGAUUCCAAAACUGGCUGAAGGAUGGAUGUCUGCUGUGUGAAUUCAUUAAUACCCUGUUCGGAGCCAAAAAGCCCAUCAGGGCCAUCAAGAAGUCCACCAUGGUGUUCAAGCAGAUGGAACAAAUAUCCAUGUUUCUCAAAGCUGCAGAAGACUAUGGAAUCACCAAAACGGACAUAUUUCAGACUGUUGACCUCUUUGAAGGCAAGGACCUGGCUGCCGUGCAGAGGACCCUGAUGGCUCUGGGCUGUUUGGCCAUCACAAAGGACGAUGGGUGUUACAAAGGAGACCCCAGCUGGUUCCACAGGAAAGCCCAAGAGAACAGGAGAGAUUUCUCAGAGGAACAGCUGACCGAAGGCAAGUGUGUUAUCGGCCUGCAAAUGGGCACAAAUAAGGGAGCAUCUCAAGCUGGAAUGACAGGCUACGGACAAGCCAGGCAGAUCAUCAAUAACAACCCCUAAACCCUCCUCCAAGAAACUCCUUCUCCUGACUCUUACCUUGGCCAUCUGGAGAAAUGUAACCUGACUGUUUUCAAACAUAACUGGACCAAAACCGGGACCAAUGCACAUUUAUCAUGUUUGGCACACAUACAUAGAUUGAUACCUUUAACAUUGCAAGUGAACAAUUAGACAGAGCAUUUAACACAGUGAAUUGUAAAGGAUUUUCCUAAAGGGUCAUUCCAGUUGUUUUGCAUGUUUUAACCCACUACCUAAAAAAGGAAUGUGCUUUAGUUUUCUGAAAAACUUGAUUUUAGAUUACUGUUUUCACCGGAUACGCAAAGGUUUCAGUUAUUUUCAGUUCACUAUAAAAAAGCACCUUGCAGAGACCUGUGACUUGCUUGAGACACAUUCACAUUCAACGUCGUUUUUUUCAGUUUUUAUUUCAACACCUACAUUAUUGCAGCAGGCAAUUUAAAAAAUCUGCCCGUUGGUGCAUUCAAGGACACUCUGAAAUCUGACGAUGUUUAAUGGAUGAAAAAAAACAAUCCAUUAUUUUACACGAUGUCCAUAUUUGCUUGGUUGCAAUUAUACCACAAAUGAAUGCGUCACUAAGGAGAGAUUUUAAGAAGUCUGAACAAAACUGAUAUAUAGCUAAAACCAAAAAAUGUGCCAAAGGGAAAAUGAUACACUGGUUAAGUGAAUAGUGACAAUGUUAUCAAAAGCAAGUUUGUCUCAUUUGUUGUGUACUGGACUGGAUUAAAUUGCAACGUGGAAGGUAA
This is a messenger RNA of Notothenia coriiceps (black rockcod), 1531 nucleotides long. Its product is annotated as transgelin-3-like. The record is from RefSeq and is a predicted model, not a curated record. Gene Ontology annotation, cellular component: actin cytoskeleton. Gene Ontology annotation, biological process: actin filament organization. Bases 165 to 773 code for a protein of 202 amino acids. Lineage: Eukaryota; Metazoa; Chordata; Actinopteri; Perciformes; Nototheniidae. Gene Ontology annotation, molecular function: actin filament binding. The transcript is spliced from 5 exons.